AUGAAGACGAUGGAGGACACAGAAACACAACCAGACCUCAAGGUAAAACUCAUCAUUUACUAUCAUUUCAAUACAUUGAUGAGUUAUGUUUUGUUGUGAAUGUUUUAAAUUGUAAGUGUACGUUAUCUGGCCUGGCGAGAUCAUGUAUUAUGGAUGAGUUAAUGUGUGGUGUGUAGGUCCUUAGCAGCGGUGGAAAAAGUACCCAAUUGUCAUACUUGAGUAAAAGUAUAGAUACCUUAAUAGAAAGUUACUCAAGUACAAGUGAAAGUCACCCGGUAAAAUACUACUUGAGUAAAAGUCUAAAAGUAUUUGGUUUUAAAUAUACUUAAGUAUCAAAAGUAAAUGUAAUUCCUAAAAUAUACUUAGGUAUCAAAAGUAGAAGCAAAAGUAUAACUCAUUUCAAAUUCCUUAUAUUAAGCAAAGCAGGCGGCACCAUUUUCUUGUUUUUAAAAUGUAUGGAUAGCCAGGGGCACACUCAAGCACUCAGACAUUAUCUACAAAAGAUGCAUUUGUGUUUAGUGAGUCUGCCAGAUCAUAGGCAGUAGGGAUGACCACGUUUUCUCUUGAUAAGUGCGUGAAUUUCACAAUUUUCCUGUCCUGCUAAGCAUUCAAAAUGUAACAAGUACUUUGGGUUGUCAGGGAAAAUGUAUGGAGUAAAAAGUAUAAUAUUUUCUGUAGGAAUGUAGUGAAGUAAAAGUACAAGUUGUCAAAAAUAUAAAUAGUAAAGUACAGAUACCCCAAAAAACUACUUAAGUACUUUAAAGUAUUUUUACUUAAGUACUUUACACCACUGGUCCUUAGUGUGCUAUGGCCUUCUUUCUGUAAACUUGAAUAAUUCAACUUUACACUUAGUAUAUUGCAUCAUUGGAUGUUUUCGAAGUAUUUCUGUUUACCUUUGGGGUGAAAUGACCAAGGUGUUUACCAUGCUCAGAUUAGGAGAUUUACUGCCAUGACGUCUGAUUGAAUAACAACUUGUGGAGGGUGGUUCUGGAUUGAUAUCUGAAACCAUGCUUUUGCAGGACAUUUGUGGCUAUUGAUUAAAGACACAAUACCUCAUAGCAAAAGUGGAGACACUGAUUUGUAGAAGACAGUUCUAACAUUGGCUCUGACAAAGAUGCAAAGAUGAUACUUUGAUCAGAAUGGAAUUUAUUGAAAGACCAAGGCUGUUAACCUAGAUACCAGUGCCAAAACACUGACCUGUGGUUUAGAAAGAAAUCCAGUCUACUUUGAUGAGUUAGUCACGGAAGAGCUCCUCUUGCAUCAUCUUUCAAAACAGUCAACUCCAAGAACCAUGACGACUGGCCACGGUCACGGUGACAUUCUUCUGGGUUAUAACAUAAUCCAGGCCCAUGUUGAUCAUUCGUAGAGAGGUCAAUUCAAAUAGGUGUGACACCCAGGUCAUCAUGUGCCUGACGGUUGGCUUCAGUGGAGAUGGCAAGGCAGUAUGGGACAGUGACGAAUCACGUGGGUGACAAUCUUGUGCCAUAUAAGGUAUAUUUGUAUGAUGAAUGAGAGGUCAUCGAUUAUUCCCAGUUGUUGAACAUCAUGUGACUCUCUACUUUCAAACGGUGUGUAUGCCAAGUUACCCAAUGUUACUUUGGAUGUGUAAAUGUCUCUGUCCUCCCUCUCAGAGAUGUGAUGUCCAGAUUCAGACAGAGGAGCAGCAGCAGGGUGCUGAGGGGGGGAAACUGUCUGCAGAGGGAGAGGAGGGUACUGAGGGGGGGAAACUGUCUGCAGAGGGAGAGGAGGGUACUGAGGGGGGGAAACUGUCUGCAGAGGGAGAGGAGGGUACUGAGGGGGGGAAACUGGCUGCAGAGGGAGAGGAGGGUGCUGAGGGGGGGAAACUGUCUGCAGAGGGAGAGGAGGGUACUGAGGGGGGGAAACUGUCUGCAGAGGGACAACAGCAGAAGCAGCAGCCAGGCUUUGACAUGAUCUACACCAUAGAGGAUGUCCCGCCGUGGUACCUCUGCAUUCUACUGGGCCUCCAGGUACACAAAUACACACACUCUCUCACACACACUUAGUUUAAAUGAAUGGUUUUAUGAGUAGACUCCACCUUUCUGUCUGUAUAUUUUUCUUGUUCUCUUGUGUGCGCCCUUUCCCCCCCUCCCUCUGUUUCUCCCUCCCCCUCUCUUUCUCUCUCUCUCUCUAUCCAUGGUGAUUAACACUGUGUCUUUGAUCGCAGCACUACCUGACGUGUUUCAGCGGGACCAUCGCUGUGCCCUUCCUACUGGCGGAGGCCAUGUGUGUGGGACAAGACCAGUACACGGUCAGUCAGCUGGUGGGAACCAUCUUCACCUGUGUGGGAAUCACCACACUCAUACAGACCACAUUUGGAGUCAGGUACGUGUGUGUGUGUGUGUGUGUGUGUGUGUGUCUUCUAAUGCUUGGCAUGCAUGUGUAACAUUGUAUCUUCCAUGUUUAGGUUACCUCUUUUCCAGGCCAGUGCUUUUGCCUUCCUCAUCCCUGCCCAAGCCAUCUUAGGACUGGAAAGAUGGAAAUGUCCCCCUGAAGGUGCGCCCCUCAGUCCCAUCCUAUAUCAGAAGAACAUGGCCCAAUCACAGACAGAACCUCACUAAUGUGCUAUUGUGUCUGUCUUUCCACAGAGGAGAUUUAUGGGAACUGGAGUCUUCCUCUGAACACCUCCCACAUCUGGCACCCAAGGAUAAGAGAGGUACUUCCUGCCUCUUGCCACUGGGCCUCCAUCUCUGGGUCCAUCCUUCUGAACUGUAGCAUCUCUCAGUGAGCCUCCAUCUUGGGGUCCAUCCUUCUGAACUGUAGCAUCUCUCAGUGAGCCUCCAUCUUGGGGUCCAUCCUUCUGAACUGUAGCAUCUCUCAGUGAGCCUCCAUCUUGGGGUCCAUCCUUCUGAACUGUAGCAUCUCUCAGUGAGCCUCCAUCUUGGGGUCCAUCCUUCUGAACUGUAGCAUCUCUCAGUGAGCCUCCAUCUUGGGGUCCAUCCUUCUGAACUGUAGCAUCUCUCAGUGAGCCUCCAUCUUGGGGUCCAUCCUUCUGAACUGUAGCAUCUCUCAGUGAGCCUCCAUCUUGGGUUCCAUCCUUCUGAACUGUAGCAUCUCUCACUUUGAUUGACAUUAACAGAGACAUCAUGUAGACAUAACUAGGACCCAUCGUUUGUCCGGGUCAGGUCACAUGGUGGUCCUAGACAUACCUAAUGAUAAUAACAGUCGGUCUCUCUCCUCUGUAGAUCCAGGGUGCCAUCAUUGCGUCCAGUGUGGUGGAGGUGGUCAUCGGGCUGGUGGGUCUCCCUGGUCUCCUGCUGGACUACAUCGGGCCACUGACCGUCACCCCCACCGUGUCCCUCAUCGGCCUGUCUGUCUUCCAGACGGCCGGGGACAGAGCCGGCUCUCACUGGGGCCUCUCGGCACUGUAAGAGCACAAUCCAUCCUCCCUUCUGCUCUGUAAUGUAUGCUCCUCCCUGGUUUCUCUCUGCUCUCUCCAUCCUCUCCUCUCCUCUCGUGUUUUUACACUUGAGAUCCAACUAUGUUGUCUUGAGUUGUAUUAUUGUGUGCGGCAUGUUUUCCUUACCUCUCUUCCGCACUUCUUUAGUUUAAAUGGUUCACCUUGUUUUGGGCUUGAGACUCUUUAUCGUCUUACGUCCAAGGUCCAUUGAAGCUUUUUGAUUGAAUCACAUACUAUUAACGUAAUGACCUUUUCCCCCUGUUUGAUGUCUUUGACUGGGUUACGGUGUAGCUAUAUCACUGCCUCUCCCCAGGUGCAUCUUCCUCAUCGUACUGUUUGCUCAGUACCUGAGGAACUGGUCCUUCCCUCUCCUCACCUACAACAGGAAGAAAGGCUUCAGCACCGCCAGGGUCCAGAUCUUUAAGAUGUUCCCGGUUAGAACCAACACACCACACCAUCCUGUCUCACAGGGAUGUUAGAAAGCCCUCCUAUUCUGGUCGUACUAAUGUGAGACGUUCUCAUGUUGGGGCAUGGUCUAGUGUUCAUCAUAAAUACAUCAGGCUAAUCAUUCACAGCACAUCAUGUCAUCCAAAUCUUGAGCUGUUAUAAGAGAGUCUGAGGAACACUUUCCUGCACUGCCCUCUUGUGCUCCUGCCUUAGUGAGUGAUGCCCGACAGGUCAUGGGGACACUGUCAGGCUAUAGAAAUGACUCACUGUGAUAGACAGACACAGACCACAGGGAUCAUUUCACCAUUAUGUUAAAGCCAAGUAUUAGCUUUCUGAUGAAAAUGGAAAUAUGGCACAGACUAGGCACAUCCAAAAUGAUAACUUGGAAUAUUGGAAACUUGGAAUCCCUAUGAUUCUGUUACAUGACAUGUUAUGUUGUUCCCCUGUUAUUUCUGUGUGUCUGUGGCGCCGUCUUCAGAUCAUCAUGGCCAUCAUGUUGGUGUGGUUGCUAUGUUACAUCCUGACCCUGACUGACGUGUUGCCCAGUGACCCCAGCCAGUACGGGCAGAAGGCACGCACCGACGCCCGUGGUGACAUCAUGACCCUCUCCCCCUGGUUCCGGGUCCCUUAUCCCUGUAAGAGGCCAGCAUUACCUCCACUGUCUCACACAAUGGGGCAGUUUGGACACAUGAGCCAGAUCAAGGGUCAAGUUAAGAAAGUGGAUGACACUGGUCAUUUAUUAGCAACUUUAGAAUGACCUUAUACAGUGCAUUUGGAAAGUAUUCAGACCCCUUGACUUUUUCCACAUUUUGUUACGUUACAGCCUUAUUCUAAAAUGGAAUCUCAUCAAUCUACAUACAAUACUCCAUAAUGACAAAGCGAAAACAGGUUUUCUGAAAUGUUAGCAAAUCUUUUAAAAAUAAAACACACACAUACCUUAUUUACACAAGUAUUCAGACCCUUUGCUAUGAGACUCUAAAUUGAGCUCAGGUGCAUCCUGUUUCCAUUGAUCAUCCUUGACAUGUUUCUACAACUUGAUUGGAGUCCACCUGUGCUAAAUUCAAUUGAUUGGACAUGAUUUGGAAAUGCACCCACCUGUCUAUAUAAUGGAAGAAGUUUGGAACCACCAAGACUCUUCCUAGAGCUGGCCGCCCGGCCAAACUGAGCAAUCGGGGGAGAAGGGCCUUUGUCAGGGAGGUGACCAAGAACCUGAUGGUCACUCUGACAGAGCUCCAGAGUUCCUCUGUGGAGAUGGGAGAACCUUCCAGAAGGACAACCAUAUCUGCAGCACUCCACCAAUCAGGCCUUUAUGGUAGAGUAUGAAAAUGUAUGCACUCACUAACUGUAAGUCGCUCUGGAUAAGAGCGUCUGCUAAAUGACUAAAAUGUAGAGUGGCCAGACGGAAGCCCUCCUCAGUAAAAGGCACAUGACAGCCCGCUUGGAGUUUGCCAAAAGGCACCUAAAGACUCUCAGACCAUGAGAAACAAGAUUCUCUAGUCUGAUGAAACCAAGGUUGAAGUCUCUGGCCUGAAUGCCAAACGUCACGUCUGGUGGAAACCUGGCACCAUCCCUACAGUGAAGCAUGGUGGUGGCAGCAUCAUGCUGUGGGGAUGUUUUUCAGCGGCAGGGACUUGGAGACUAGUCGUGAUCGAGGGAAAGAUGAACGGAGCAAAGUACAGAGAGAUCCUUGAUGUUUUUGCUUCGUCAUUGUGGGGUAUUGUGUGUAGAUUGAUGAGGGGAAAAAAAGAGACAAAAAAAUAAAUGUAAGAAUAAGGCUGUAACGUAACAACAUGUGGAAAAAGUCAUGGGGUCUGAAUACUUUCCAAAUGCACUGUAUAUCAUUUUAAAUGGGGAAAUGAUCUGAGUUGUCAUCCAUUGCCAAUGCCUUUCAUCUUGCCGCAUAGGAGGAGGAUUCUGACUUCUGGUGUUUGUGUGUCCCUGAUAGGUCAGUGGGGGUUGCCCACGGUGACCAUCGCCGGAGUGCUGGGCAUGUUCAGCGCCACACUAGCUGGCAUUGUAGAGUCUAUCGGGGACUAUUACGCCUGUGCCCGCCUCUCUGGGGCACCCCCGCCACCUAUCCAUGCCAUCAACAGGUGUGCUUCAGUCUUCUACGCCAGGGGUUAGACUUCUAAUAAAGGCUCUGACAGGGGACCUAUGUUCUAGAAUGCCCUCUUAUUGUCAAGCAUCAGUAGCCUGUGUUGAUGUAUGUUUGUGUCUGUGUCAUGUCUUUCCCAUACCAGGGGUAUCUUCACAGAGGGUGUUUGUUGUAUUAUAGCAGGACUGCUGGGUACAGGAAAUGGCUCCACCUCCUCCAGUCCCAAUAUUGGAGUUCUGGGAAUCACUAAGGCAAGGAAGCUUAAUCCCUCAACUGGUUUUGACUAGAUGGAGUACAGUUUAUGUCAAAAUUGAAUUUUCGUAGCAGGUUAGGAGAAUUUACGCAGCAGGUUAGGAGAAGUAACGUAGCUGGUUAGGAGACUUAAGUUAAGGUUAGGAAAAGGGUUAGCUAAAAUGCUAAAUGUUUCCGCUUUUGAUGUAAAUUUGACAUAAACUGUAUUCUGUCUAGAUAUGACCCCCUUGGCCCCUAAGCCACUCCCCAGAUUGUUCUCAGACAUGUUGUCUUUAAUCUAUGUACUGAAAACACGGAUUAGAUAUGUAAUCUCAAAUCCUGUAUUUAAAUCUAGUUCAAGUUGGAAUCAGCAAUAUUAUAUUUUUGAAACAGAUAAAGGCUUAUUAACAUGAUCUCCAGUGCAAGCGCUUUGCCACAAUGCAAAUAAUUAUUAAUAAACAAUGGGUUGAUACUAGAGGUUGUACAGUUCACAUUGAGUCACGUUGUACGGUGUCUCUCUACACACAGGUAGGAAGCAGGAGAGUGGUGCAAUACGGUGCGGCCAUAAUGCUCCUGUUAGGAACUGUGGGGAAAUUCACUGCCCUCUUUGCAUCGCUGCCUGACCCCAUUUUAGGCGGCAUGUUCUGCACCUUGUUCGGUGAGUCACUGACCUCCUAACAGAGAUCUCACACACAGCGUCACCUCUCUCUCUCACCCACGGGGGGGCAGUAUGAUCACAGAAAGCGCACCUCUAUUUUAGACGGGAUGAGGAAAUUAUAUGUCUAGCUAGAAACACAGAUAACUAGAUCAAAAUGAGACAAUAAUAACCUUAUCCACCCCUCUGUUUGUGUUGUCUAUGCCUUGCAGGUAUGAUCACCGCUGUGGGCUUGUCCAACCUGCAGACUGUAGACCUCAACUCAUCUAGGAAUCUCUUUGUCCUUGGCUUCUCCAUGUUCUUUGGCCUAAUGUUGCCCAAUUACCUAGACUUGCAUCCCGGCUGCAUCCAAACAGGUGGACUGCACAUUGAAAAUGGUUUUACUGAUUUGAAAAGACAUCUCCAUUUUAAGAGGAAGUGUAGGAGUGGCUUUAGAGAGUUUACAGUGUGUACACUAAGACUGUUAUGAAGCUUUAGUAUGGAUAAAUAUGUUGAUGUUAUGAAUAACGAUUAGGAUCAUUAAUUUGGUAAUACAUAUUUUAUUGCCCUGCUCAGGAGUUCCAGAGGUGGAUCAAAUCCUUACAGUGCUCCUAACCACGGAGAUGUUUGUCGGAGGCUUCCUGGCGUUUGCGCUGGAUAACACCAUCCCAGGUAUGCAUGCUAUGUGAGAAUGUGAAACCUCAUCUCAUUAACAUGAGCUACUAGUCACCUUGUCACACACUGAUCAAAGAGAUCAUCAGUUGCUUUGUGUUUGUUUAUGUGUCACCACGAUAUCACAUCAAUCUUUCAAUUUAGCGCAACCGUUGCCUGUAACUACCAAUGUUUGUUUAUGUGGCAUUGUGUGUUUGCUUGUAUGUUUGUGUGUGUAUGCUUGUGCGUGCGGUUUAAACAGGCACCAGGAAGGAGAGAGGGCUGCUGAACUGGAAGGCUGAUGAGAGCAGUGGGGGAAGCUCAGCGAACAUGCGUAUUUAUGACUUCCCCGUUGGAAUGAGCUGCGUUAGGAAGGUCAGCUACCUGCGCUAUCUACCCAUCUCCCCCAGCUUCCAAGGCUUCACGCGGCGCAGACGAAAGGACAGCGUGCAGGAAAACAUGGAGGAUGAAUUAAGAGAGCGGAAUGAGAGUUUACGCAUGGACACAACAAUUACAUUGGCCUGCACCAAAGUAUAG
Messenger RNA from Coregonus sp. 'balchen', 8013 nucleotides. NCBI's taxonomy places the organism in Eukaryota, Metazoa, Chordata, Actinopteri, Salmoniformes, Salmonidae. The record is from the annotation of a GenBank genome assembly.